Messenger RNA from Leptomonas pyrrhocoris, 2886 nucleotides. RefSeq lists its product as hypothetical. Lineage: Eukaryota; Euglenozoa; Kinetoplastea; Trypanosomatida; Trypanosomatidae. Bases 910 to 2886 code for a protein of 658 amino acids. The transcript has a single exon. The record is from RefSeq and is a predicted model, not a curated record.
AGCGUCAGCGUGCACGGCGAGCUCUCUCCGGCUGUGCGUACGCACAUCCCCUCUCUCUUGGUAGCUGUCGCUGACCGUUGCUUCGAAUUCGUGCGUGGUGAGAGGACGCUUCUUCGCGGCACCGUGGGAAAGGAAAACACACCUGCAACUCCAAGGUAACACAGACCAAAUUCUGUACCGUCUCUUUUCCCUCGCUUUGCUGCUCCUCGUUUUUUUUGUGAUUCUUAGAGAAACGCUUCCUUCUUUGCUGCUUUAGAGUUCGAAGGGAGCCGCGCUUGAUAUUGAAGGCACUAUCCAAAGGGGGAAUAUAUAUAUAUAUAGAUGCCCGUCAUUCUCCGCCUCUGCGUGGCCAUUGAGAAGGCAGCCCUUCCGCCGCCGCCUUCUUCUAUUCUGAUGAACCCGACUUCAACCGUCAAGCGCGCCGCGGCGGGGCACGCAGAGCCGGAGGCGGCACGACGCGUUGCAGGUUCCGCUGAGCCAACCCAGCCCAAAGCUGUGGAGGAAACGACGCAGACGCCAACCACCACCAGUACCAACAGCAAAACCGCGGCCAGAAACGCGGCGGACACCCCAAAUACCACCGCCUCGCCGCCGCAUCCUCAACGGCGGCGUCACAACCUCCUGCACUGGUUCAAGCGCCGCGGCGGAAAGAAGGCGGUGGCCGAUGGAGCCGCAACGACGAGCGCGGCGCCAGCGCAGGUACCAAAGCCGGCGUCGCACGAAGCGGCUGCUGGGGCUGCUGCUGAUCCUGAUGCCUCCCACUGCUCGACCCUGCACCCGCGGCACGCCUCCGACCCCCCUCCAUUAAGCACCGCAAAUUUCUUACCACCACCACACCCCUCGACAUCGCCCGUAGCCGCUGACAACGAGGGGAACACCCAGGCAGACGCGGAGCCGCAGCGCUCGCUGAUGUGGGUCUCCGUCCUGCUCACUCCGACUACCACCGUCAAGUCGGUCGUGGAGCUGGUUCACAGCAUGGUGGAGCGGCGCAUGGGUGCAAGGUUGUGCGAGGAGGGCGACGUUCACAACUUCUCGAGCACCACCACCCCGGCAGGCUCCUUUGCGAUGGUGCCGUCGCAUGCGGGGACAACGGACGAGACGGGUCAUCGGGCCGGCUCCAACAGCGGUCGUGGUGCCCGUGGAGGGGGUACCACUACUCUUACUCCUUCACCUACCGUGAGUGCCCCCACUGUACAGGUCGUCAGUCCUACCUCGAAGACGGCACCAUCGCCAGCUGCUGCCGCCGCCGCAGUGGAUUCGACGGAGUGGUGUCUCUGCGUGCAGGACGGCGAUGGAGUUUUCCACUGGAUGGGCAGCACCCGGCACUAUCAGAAGAGCGCCGUUCUCCACGCCCCCUUUGCGGCGGAGGCGUGUCUGCAGUCGCACGCCGCGUUUGAGGCGGAGCGGUUGAAGCUGAAGGCAGAGGCACGGGCACGGCGUAAAGCGCAGGUGCGAACGUCGGCGGGUGGCAGCUCGCGGCGGGCGUCGUUCGCCACGCAGGGUGGACCGGCGGCGCUGGAGGGGUCCGACUCCGCAUCCACCGCCGCCUCAACACUCGGGAGCGAUUCCUCCUCGCGCAGUUCAUCAGCGGGGGAGGCGGAGGGAGACGGCGCAGCCGGGCGCGGCGGUCGACGCGGUCGCCGUCUACCCCGGCCCUUUCACCACCGCCACACGCACAUCACCGACGGUUCAGGAAAAGCGGGCAGACGCGACACGAAAACGAACCGCAAGAGAAGAGGAGGAAAGGCGGCCGAGUUGCCCGACGCGCCGGACACGCUGCGCUCCUCCAGCGCCACGGCCAAAGCCUUCGCGAACCCGUCGGCGGAUGAGGCCAAAUUUGCGUUCUUGAAGGGUGUGGUGGUGCCAUCGCUGGUGCUGCAGCAGCGCAAUCCUGCGCUGGCGCGACACCGCCACAGGCUCCCUCUCUACAGUGAAGUGCACGUGCCGCGGGCGAUGCGGGCGGAGCCGCUUGACCCAGCCCCAGCCACCCCCACAAUGAUAAAGCCAUCACCUACAUCAGAAACGGCCGAAGUUCCGUCCGCGCCUGCACCCGCGCUGGGGUCGCCGUCCUCCGUGGCGGCCAAGGCUUCCUUCGAUAUGCCUCUCGUGCACACGUCGUUUUCGAAAGAGGAGGACGUGGAUGUGGACGUACCGCCUUCAGUGCCGGCGCAAACGGGUUCUUCGGCGUCCUUGGCGUCGACGCCGCCCACACCUGCGCCACAGCAGGCGCAUGCAGCAGCGGACUCGUUGAAUGCUACACUGCCUCCUACUGGGGUUGUGGACAACGGCACGGAUGCUGCCGCUGCUGCUGACGCCCCGCGAAAGAGUUGGACAACGUGGGGUGAGUCGCGUGAGGACGCGGAGGGGAGAGAGCCAACACGCGCUGCGGACGGGCACACAGAUGCGCCGGUGGGCCUUGUCCCGCACGCCACCGCACGGGGCAGACGCGUCAGUGGCCCGCUGGGCGCUGUCGCCGAUGAAAAGGCGACGGAGGGCCGGCCGGGCGAUGCAGCUGACGUGGAACCCAAAACAGCCGCGGAAGUGCCGGUGCAGUGGACGAAGGAGGAGGAUGUUGCACGGCUGGGCCUGGCCGCGGCCCAGCGCGACUACGCUGCGGCGCUGGCGGCCUACCGAGCCGCCGUCCCACCGCCGCCCACGAGCAUCCAUGAACAUUUGGACACCGCGAAGGGCGGCGCGGAUGCCGCCAGCGUGAACGUCGAUGCGGAGCUCGCUGCAUUGAUGAAGCGCAAAGUUGAACUGCAGGCCGCCGUCGAGGCGGGACGGCAGGCAGAGCGGCAAUGCGAGCGGCUCACUGCACUCGUGGAGUGUAUGGAGAAGGAGCUGCGCGAGCGUGAGGAGCGUCGGGCGUUGCUGACGGCGCGUUAA